Molecule: messenger RNA, 381 nt
Organism: Haliotis rufescens (red abalone)
Lineage: Eukaryota; Metazoa; Mollusca; Gastropoda; Lepetellida; Haliotidae
Product: carbonic anhydrase 2-like
Exons: 5
Coding region: 1-381 (126 amino acids)
Source: RefSeq, a predicted model, not a curated record
AUGGUAUUCCAAGAAGAGUCAGGUCCACUGCGGUGGCACCGGAUCUCAACCUGCUGUGGGGGAGCGAAGCAGUCUCCCGUACCUCUGAGUACCCGAGGCGCAGCGUGUGGUCAGCCCUACACUCUCACAUACAGUCAGUCUCAGGCUGCAAGUGUAUCGUCAGUCACAUAUAACAAUGGACAAACAGCUACAAUGACCUUCCCGAAAAGGAGACUCUCUCUCAGUGACGUACCCCGUCGUCAGGGCUGCACGUUCCUCCUGGGGGAGAUACACUACCAUGCUGGCAUCACAGGGGACACAGGCUCCGAACACUGGCUGGAACACACAGGAUACGGGGCCGAGCGUAAAUCUGUUCAGAGAGGGCUUCCUAAGGUUGUAUAA